CCUCAUUUACGCAAAGAUGGCGACUACGGGAGUCUUACCUUUUGUGAGGGGCAUUGACCUUACUCACAAUGAUUUUUCGGUAAAAUAUAGAUUAGGGUUAAUGUAUUUAUUUUGAUAUAACUUAAGAAAGCAUUGAGCGGGCCUUUGUUUAAAUUUAAAUAACAACCACUAUUAUACCAAUGACCAUAUAUACCGGGACUACCCUCAUAAUUACUUAAUAUAAGUUAAUGACUAACUAACUAAUGACAUGACUAAUGACUUAAUGAAUGAAGAGUCAAUAGUACAAAUUUAUUAGUAUAAGUAUAGUCGGUAAAAGUGCAGUUCAGGUGCGUAUAUUAUUUCUUAACGCAUUUCGUAUUUAAAAUUUUUUUUUGUCAUGUAAACUUACGUGUAUUCUUUAAUAAUUAAAUACAGGCAGUUAUAGUUAACUAAUUCUGAAUUAUUAAUCGCAUCUUUUCUUUUUAUUUUACUUCUAAAGAGUCUUUAAACAUCCCCCAACCAAAGUGACACAGCCCCAUUUGUUUGUAUUUUUCUUUUCACCCUAUGCCAGAUUUUUAGCCACCUAUAAGUUAGUAUGCUAAACGAAAUUUUAAAACUGUAAGCAUAUUCCCAAAAAAGAAUGAAAUACUAGAUUUUUUAUUACGCGCAAGAGCCCCCCCCCCCCCAAUUUUCUUUUUUUUUUUCCCGCAAUAGCCCCCCCCCCCCCAACUUUCUUUUUUUUUUUCUCUCUCAGAGCGCUCGGAAUAUAGGGGUUGUCCUUUGAAGUCGGGGGAGACGGGGGAUCUUUGAAGUUGGGGGAGGCGGGGGAAGGGGGAUUAGAAGUGGAUCACUGACUAAGGCAGUGGACACACACGUCAUCAUUGUCCUGGACCUGGUGUGAAGCUGAAAAAAGAAAAGGUUGUACGAAUACGUGCCAAUGUGUGAUCACGUGUCCACUUUAAAAAAAAAUAUAUUAAAUACUAAAUUCAUUCCAGUUGUGUAACCCUUGAGGUUAUGGUUUUGCUUUAGCUUAUUCUCGCCUCUUUAAUCUGUAUAGUCCCAAGAAAAUUUUUGAUAAAUUAAUAAUACAAGAAUGCAUUUUAGCAAAUACCUAAAUUAAUUUGUAACAUUCUACACUUAAUUGGAAAGCAAUGGAAGAGAUGCUAGUUAAAAAAUUUAGGUGUCACUUAACCUUACAACCAUCAUGUGAGCCCAGCAGUCUGGGGCUUAAAGAUGUAAUGUGGACAUUGUUUUAAUCAUCAUCUUUCAAUGCCAGGUGGGGAGGACAAACCAAAAAGUGGCUUGGGGCCCCAAAAAUAUGAGUGACGACUCUGCUUGACCUGCUUGUGUUAUGCAAAUAUUUUUUUAUAUUACUAAAUAGUAAUGGGCUUUUAUUUUUUAAUUAAACCUUUUUAGGGGUUAACUACUUCACCCGACUGGUACUGACCUACUUUUUUUGCCAUGUAUAGCCUCAGUACCGGCUAUUAUUUUGCUAAUUAUUCCCUGUGGCCCAGACAUUAUUUUGGAGUGGGCCAAAAUUUGUUCUUCAAACUUUUCAUUGGCAAUGGCACACUUGGGGAUUCUGUUGCUAGCACAGUGUCUAGUCAAUCUUAUUAAAUCAAUAUCUACUUUGGCACUAGAUCUAAAACCUGUAAAACCUACAGGCUCCUGUAAGCUUAAAUUUUGAACUAUAGUAGGCCUAUUUCCUUCAACAAUUUCAUCCCCUCUUCCUCAUCAGGAUCAGAAUCAUGUAAGAAAUAGUGCUAGGUCUUAGGCAGCGUCAUGGAAACAGCAAACACAGAUCCGCACAAAAAACUCAGUACUUGGUCUAUUUUCAUAAUUUAAAAGGCACAAUACAAUUCAACUAUUCCCCUAACGAAUAAACAUUCUGCCCAAGACUGUGGUGUAAGGGUAUCUCCUCGUUUUUGUGAUUAUAUUAGAUACCCCUUUAUGUGGCAAAUAGACGUGCUUGCCCACAGGGAAAAAAAUUGGCUGCUGAAAAAAGACGCGCUUGGGCCACAGAGAAAAUAGUAGGUCACUGCAAAAAACAUGCCCGGUACUAUAUGGGUUAAUUAAUAAAUGAAAUUUAAAAAAAAAAAAAAAUUCUCCAACACAAAAAAGCACAGCUAAAAUCAUAUUGCAUAUUUAAGAAAACACAAACGCUUUUGAUUUAACAAUAAUUGAUGAAAAGUUUUCCUUUGAUCUUGCCCAACAUACAUGGAAUCGAGUACUUUUAAAAUUAUGAUAAUAGCUAUAUUUUUUAAAGCAUAAUGCCAUCAUACCAUUUAUAAUUAACACCUAUCCGUACUUUAAAAGUCAUGCUUUUAUGAUGAAAUGUAGUUUGAAAAUAGAUUGCAAUUGUUUGAUACUUAGCAAGAACUAUUAUUAAAAUUGUAGCCCUUAAUAUUAGUGUAAAGGUAUUUUAAUAUGGUGUUAUUAAACUAUUCAAGUCUAUAAACUUGUGAAUGUGCAAAAAAACCAAAAAAACAACAAAAACUAUUUAUGCGAACAAAAGGAAGUAAUACUUCGCUUUAUAAUCAUUAGUGGCCCGCACGAUAUUUAUAAUUGAAUAGUGUAAGCCUCUAACAAGAUUUACCUAAAUGUACGGAUCAUCAAAUAUAAUGAGGGUAGGGAUACUUCAUAGGCUCCACUAAUUGUAAUCGGUUAAGGGCACCAGUUACUAUUCUAUUUAAAACUUUUAUAAAAAUUGAAAAUUUAGUUAUUUUUAAUUUUUAACAAAUUUUUUGUUUUUAUUUUUAUUGUUGUUCACAUUUUUUCUUGGAGGGGAGAGCACUGCUUACCUGGAGAGAUGCCUGAAAUAAACACUGCUCCUAUCUUGACCGGUUAACUCCUAAGCCUAAGUUAUUAAUAUUAGUAUUACACUUGCUAAUUACUAGAAUUAGGGGCUGUCCAUAAAUUAAGUCAUGCAAAUUUUGUCAGUUUUUUUACACCCACCUCCCCGACACAAAUUGAAUGUCACAAACCUCUGCGCCUCCCCACCCCCUUAUGAAAAUCCCUCUGUCCACUACUGUUCUUUACAAACCCUAAAAAAAAAUCACAAUUUUCAUACUACUAGAAGUAGCAUAGUUAUAGCUAAGAAAAAAGGGAUCAACCUCUAAUGAAAGAAAAAAGACUGAUAAUUUUUUUUAAAAACAAUUUAUAAGUUGUUAUGCACUGCCUUCUAUAGUGAGAAAUUAAUCUCUUGUUUUAAGUUAUGGCUCGUUCUAAACAGUGCAUAACAAAGGACGAUAUCUAUCAUAUGGGAAAAACAACAGCAAAAUACGACACUCAAAACAGUACUAAUUACAAUUAAUACGAUUUAGUUAGUUAUCUAUAUAAUUACAAAAUAAAAGAAAUAUUAUUAAAAAUUCAUCAACUUACAGAGUAUGAUAGGUCUUGUACCGGUACACACUUAAUACAAUGUGCCAAUUAAUAAUGUACAAUGAUGAAUGUGAAUAAACACAUAUGAGUACACACAGAAUAAUACACUUGUCUGGUGAAGUGAAAAAUAUCUAUCUGAAUCUCUGUCCCUCAAUGUUCUCUGAACCUCUUAUAUAGGCAGUGUAAGACGCAUUCCAUUCUAGUCCACUCCCGAACUUUCCACUAAAUACUAUGAGGACAGAUUAAUUACUUUUAGUUGGUAGCGGUAGUAAACACGGCAUGAUGAAAGGGAAUAGGCCACGCCCAAUACGAACGCGGCGUCUGCUAGAUUGGCAGCACGGGGGAAACGUGAUGUAAACACUUCCUACAUAACAUAGGUGCUCUGUCCAUACAAGACAUUUUUGAAAAGCAGAUUAAUAGGCACACACAGUAGGGGAAACUAAUAAAAAUUAAUAUAUGUUCAUAUUAUUAUUUAUAAAAUCUACUUUAAUCUCUACAGUUUGAGGAUGAGUCUAUUUGUUUUAUUAUUACUUUUGUCUUUUAUCAACAUUUCCAUUUUCAUUAUUCUUUGAGUAUGACCUUGAGAUAUUCACCUGAUCCCCAUUAUUCUUUAAGCCUCAAAUUUAAAACAAUAUAUUUUACAGAGAAGUUUUCCAGAUCAUGUACAAGAUAUGACAGGGCUUCGAUGGCUUCGAUUGAGUCACACAAAUCUGAAGGAAGUACCAAGUGAAAUUGGUUUUCUUAAUAAAUUGGUAAGCUAAUUUACAUACAUGUUUACAUAAAAUACAUAUUUAUUUCAUGCCUAAAUUAUCACACUAUUUUCUUUAUGAUGGAUUAAGAUUGGGGAAGCUAUAAACAAUAACUAUUCUUAUCAAUAAGUUAAUUAUAUAUUGAAGACAUAAGUUUACAUGUUAAUUUUAAUAGUUUACAGUAUUAUUUAUAAAUUUUUAUUACAUAUUUUUUCAUAAAUCUCUUUUUGAAACUGAUGACUUUGACUAAAUCUUUUACUAUUACAGGAGGAUCUUGUUAUGGUUCACAAUGACAUCCAGUCGCUUGGUAAAGAUCUACCUUCACUUCCAGCCCUUCACAGCAUCAAUUUCAGAUUCAAUCAAUUAACAGACACUGGUGUGCCUAGCAAAAUCUUUACUGGCAAUGAUCUUUCUAUUGUUGUGAGUCAUUUAAAGAUUUAAUCAAUCUUAAUAUAAAAUGUCCAGAAAACUUCAUCUAGACGGGAAACAAGACCCAACUAAUGCAUGAAACAAAUAUCAAUAACAGAAAUCAAGGGUGCUGAAGACUCCCAAGCGAAAAGGGGAGGGGUUGGGGAGGGGUCUGGGCAGGAGGAGCCCUCUGUGGUUCUGUGCUGUUGUGUUUUUCCAUGGAUUAUUUUUAGUUUUGUAAUAAUUAUAUUAUAGAUAAUUGGUGUAAUUACUUUUAAGCUUUCAAAGCUGUGGAUUUUUAUUUAUUUUCUUUGAACUUUUUAACAAAAAGAUUUAAUAUUUCUCAUCUUGGUACUUAGGAUUUGAGCCACAAUAAACUAUCCCAAGUUCCCCCAGAAUUGGAAAAUGCCAAGUCUGUGCUUGUCCUUAACCUGAGUCAUAAUCAGUAAGUUAACCAUGCCUACAUAUUUCCUUUGUUAAUUUUUUUACUGUAAAAACUCAGGAACCUGUUCAUUAGUUAUUUGGACACAUUUUGUGAUCCAGAGUAAUAUUUUAUGACACACCAUUAUACUAUGCACACCUGGAAAGAAAGGAAGACAUCAUGUCUACGGUGUUUUAAGUCAAAUCAAGGACAAGCGUGUCUGUCAAACCACAAUACAAAACAAGAUAAGUGGCAGGAUAGGGAAGGCUGCAACUGUUAUGGCCAGACUGAAGAAAAGAGUCUGGUCAAAUGCCAAACUCACAACAAGAACUAAGCUGCAGAUAUACCAGGCCUGCGUACUGAGCACACUCCUUUAUGGAUGCGAGUCAUGGACCUCAUACUCGAAGCACGAAAGAAGGCUCAAUGGCUUCCACCUCAGAUGCCUGCGCCACAUCCUUGACAUUAAAUGGCAAGACAAAGUCCCCAACACGGAUGUCCUGUCCCAAACAUGUGUAGCGUCUCAGCCAUAUUAAUCCAAAGACGCCUCCGCUGGCUUGGACACGUCAAGCGCAUGCAACCUGGUCUCAUACCCAAGGACGUGCUAUACAGUGAGCUGGCGACAGGGAAAAGGUCAGUUGGACGGCCUCGUCUGAGAUACUUAGACAUAUGCAAAAGAGACAUAAAGUCAGCCAACAUCAACAUCUCAAACUGGGAGGACCUGGCAGAGGAUCGAUCCACAUGGCGGGACAUCGUUAAAGGAAGGAUCACUACAUGCCGAGGAGCAAAACAGGGCGGAAACAGCUGCAAAAAGAGUGAGGAGGAAGGCCAGUAAAUACUGCUCCACCCCAUUCGUAUGUGGGAAAUGCAACAGAGACAGCCACUCUAGGAUUGGUCUCACUAGCCACACCAAGAGCUGCAAGCAAUAAAGAUAAUCUAUCGUCUCCCGGAGACGGAAAGAUGCCACACCACACAUACAAAACAUUAUGUUCAUUAUCAAAGCUUUUAAACAAAAACUGUUAUUAUUUUUUCAAUAGGUUUAAUAUAUUUACAUAUAAUUUGUCACCCAUUCUUCAAGUUUGUUUUAUAAGGUCAUGAAAUAAUAAUGAAUUUUAAAUAAUUUGCAGGAUUGAAAUGAUCCCGAAUCAGCUUUUCAUCAAUUUGACAGAUCUUGUCUUUGUAGAUUUGAGCAAUAACAAUUUAGGUGAUACUUUUUUGUUGGUAAUAAUAAUAAUAAUCAACUGUAUAAAGUAAAUGCUUUUACUGGCAAAAAUAUUUAUUGCAUCGAAGUCUGCUAAAGUAAUUAAAAAAUAAAUGUUGCUGAGAGCUGCUAUUUUAGAUGAAUAAUUUAUGAAAUGGAACAAGUUUCAGCUACUUGAACUUGCCAAGUUGGAAUAAAUGUUGUUGUGGUAAAAAUGAUUAAGUACAAAAAUCAGACAAAAGAAAAUUUAUUUUGAAGGCUUAAAUUAAAGAUAAUUAUUUGAUAUAUUUUUAUGUCAUAGUAAAUUAUAAUAAUUUCUUUCAUUUUCUGAAACUACAACCUUUUUUUACUUCUCCAUUUCCUCUUAGAAACUCUGCCACCACAAAUGAGGCGAUUAACCAGUCUUCACACACUAAUUCUUGAUAACAACCCACUCAUUCAUGCCCAACUUAGGUAACUAACAUUUAAGAAAUAUUUUAGUUUUAUAUACAGGGAAGUUAAUUCACCUCAUUCUCAAACCCCUAACCUUUUGCUCAAACAUUUUUAGGCAACUACCAGUGCUCACAGCUCUACAGACACUGAGAAUGAAAAACACACAGAGAACACUAAAUAAUUUCCCCACUGGUUUGGACACUCUCACAAAUUUACAAGGUAAAUAGAGUCAGAAUUUUUAAAUAUCCUGUGACUUAUUUUUGUUAACGUUAUAGGUUUUAUCCAUAUUGCAAGAAUAAAUGAAAAUUUUAGUGAGAUACCUCAAGUAAAUUAUGCACUAUAUUAGUUAUAUUUUCAGCUAACUACAUACUGCAAAAAAAGUAAUACAAAUUUAUUCAAACAAUUUAAAUUAGUCUGGAAACAUUUUUUUAAAUAUAAAAAUCAUAAGCUGGUUUAAAGACCAAAGAUCAUUGAUAUUUUGAUUAUGAUAAAUGUAUGUAUGUACAUAAAAAUUCAUGCAUCAAAAUCAGAAUGACCUAUUCCUGAUAUUCCAUUAUUUAUAAUGACAAACUAUUGCUAGGUAUCUUAUAUAUUAUUUUGUUCACAAUUGAAGAUGUGGACUUGUCCUACAACACUUUGACUCGAGUGCCAGAAGCUCUUUAUAAACUUGAAUCUUUGAAGCGGCUUAAUCUAAGCAAUAAUGAAAUUACAGAAUUAUCUGUAAUGAUUGGUAAGUGUUGAAUAAUAUAAUAUAUAAAAGAACAAAACAUAUUUAAAAAUUCAUGCUUGCUAUAAAAUUAAAUAAUUUUAACGUGAGUCUAUUCAGUAAAGGCACUUAAGUAAAUUAUUAAUGUGUUAAUAUUUUAUACAUGCAUUUAUCUAAAAACAUUUUUAGUACUAUGGUCUUCAGUAGUAAUUACAAAAUUUUGAUUACAUUAAAGUAGGCCUUAUAGUCUCAAAAUGAUUUAAACAAUUUUCAGACACUUGGGCUAAAAUGGAGACUCUCAACUUGUCCCGCAAUAAGCUAAAAGCUUUACCAGUAAGUUAUUCCUUCAUGUAUUUUGUUUUUGAUACAUGUCAGAGUGCUUUUGUGACCAUUAAACUUCAAUUAAAAUAUGAAGAAAUUGAGAAAUAGAAUAGUGAAUUUAGCUUUACUAUUUUUGUUGACAGAAAAUUCUUUCAUUUUCUUGUAAUCUCUAAACUUUCCCUAGUCAUCACUGCAUAAACUCCAGAACUUGAAGAAGCUAUACCUCAAUGGUAACCAGCUAGACUUUGAAGGGAUUCCUGCCAAUAUUGGAAAAUUACAUAACCUCGAAGUCUUUAGUGCAUCAAAAAAUAAUCUAGAAAUGAUUCCAGAAGGCCUGGGAAGGUUUGUUGUGAUGAAGUUUCAAUAAUUUGUAGAUGAUAUACAAAAUGUAUUAGGUGUAGACAUUUAUAUUUGAGUUUGACAUCAAAAUUGCUUAAAUUGCAUUAUAUAAAAUCUCAAAUGUCUUAAACAAAGUAUCAAUGAAAUUAAAAGAAUUUUUCAUCUAUUUGCAGGUGUGGAAAGUUGAAAAAACUUAUUUUAAAUGGUAACAGAUUAAUCACCUUACCUGACAUCUUGCACCUUCUCCCUGAACUUGAGGUAAUUCUUUUCUUCUCUGCCAAUCUUAAAAUAAAAUGUUUAGGGAAAAUUUAUGAUAUUUAUCCCUAAUGUAUGGCAGAGGUACAUGCAAGCUGCAUGGUUUCACAUUUUAUUCUAUCUUUUUUUAAAAAAAUACUUUAUCUAAGACUCUUGAUGUAAGAGAAAACCCAGAUCUGGUCAUGCCCCCUAAGCCACAAGAGGCAAAGGCAGCACUGCAGUACUACAACAUAGACUUCACUCUCAAUACUCAACUUCGACUUGCUGGUGCCCAACCAGUGCCUUCAUCAGGACAAUCUCCAUGUAAGUGGUUCCUAAUACAUGUUUAAUAUUACAAUAUGUAGGCACUUGGUAUCGCUGGGGGAAAACCCAAAAAUCGGAUAUCGUGAUUUCGCUGUUAAAAUGGAGUCCACCACUUUUUAAUUUACAGAAUAUGAGGUUGUUUUGGAUUAUUUUACCAGAAAGAGGCUUGGAAGUAAAUUAUAAUUACCACAACAAAUGAAAAUAGACAUCAUUGUUGUGCGUUUGACAGUAUUCUUGUUAAACAAAUUUGAGGUUUUAAUUUUGAAAAUUGAAGGUAAAAACAUACUAAUUUUACUAAAUCAUUUUUGUUGUUGAUAAAAACCUCUUUAAAAAUUUUAAAGGCCUAAAUAGAUCAUUACAUAAAUAACAAUAUAUAAAACAUUAGUGAGGUAAGGACUUGUAUUUUUGUCAAAAAAUGUGUUACCAAAAUUGUUUCCACUUGUCUGCAUAUUACCUAUUAACGAAAAUGUUUUUUGGGGUAAAUAAAUUGAUUUACACUGGAAAUCCAUCAUUUUACCCCAUCAUAUUACCAUAUCAUAUUACCCAUAAUAACUCAUUUAAAACAAAUCAAAUAAUUAAAUAAGACAAAAAAAUAUUUUUAAUGUGAUUUCAUGAUUUUAUUUAGAGGUAUUGAUUUGAGGAUUUAGAUAGAUAGCCUAUUUACUACUUAUAUAAAUACCCCCACCGCAACAUAUUAUUUGUGGGACCUAUUAAAUGUAAUGAUAUUUUGGGCUAUUUCAUUAUAUUUCAAUGAAUAUUAUGAUUCUUAAAACAUUAACUAAAUAAAUUUUUAAAAAAUAUUUACUUACCUUUGACAUUGAAGUAUUUAAAUAAAAAUUGUAGAAAAGUAAGUUUUGGUCUUUUGUCACAGAUAGCGCAAAAAGGCUCCGUAUCAAGAGCGUUAAUUUCUAUCCCAAGUUAAUUCCAGCAAUCAUGUUGAUUUUUAAGACAUGAUUUCUAACUGAAAUAAAUUAAAGUGAUUUUUGUGUGACAUAGAUAACUUGUUAAAAGUUUAGUAAUUUUUGUGCAACUUAUAUGCUUAACUGAAUAUUAUAAAAUUUUUACUGGUAAGACAAGUCACAUGGCCUAAAAUGCUUUACUAAGUUAAAAACUGAAGCUGUUAAAAGCACCAGGUUAUUUUUAUUAAUUUAUUGUUACUGAGUUGAAUUAGAUUUUAACAUGUUGAUUUGUAAAACAUGAUCACUAACUUAAAUGGCAUAGCCUACUAAUUUCUGUCAUAUUCAUAUGGAACUAUAUAUAGAGGAAAAAAAUUACAAUGGUCAAUUUUAACUAAAUAAAUCAAUUAUUCCCUUUAUUAUUUUUCUGUACUUAAACAGUUCCACUGAAAAAUUGAAUGUUAAAUCUUUAAAUUAUUAUUAUUAUUAUCUGUGGGAAAUUAAAAUAAAAAAUAAUUUUUUAAUCAAUUUAUGGAAUAAAAAAUAAUUGUUUAUCAAAAUUUGAUAAAAUAUGCUUACUCAGGAAAUUUAGAAACAUUUAAAAAAUUUGUUUUGAUCAUCAACAAUAACUAAAUCUUUAUUUUGUAAGUUUAUUUAUUAAUACCUGUUACUCAUAUCUAACUAUAUUCCCUUUAAUAUUAUAAUUUUGUCUUAUUUUAUAAUAAAGUCAGAGACCAUAAUACAAAAGUAAAAAAUGGGUUAUGAAAUGUGGAGGAAAACUCUACAGUGAAAAAGUGUAAUUUUGGUCCUUAAUAAAAAAAUUCAUAACUUUUGAACCACUUGAGCUAGAAAGUUGAUCUUGUUUUUUUUUUGUUUUUUUUCUUUUUUGUUAACAAUGCUCUAGGCUCUCUACAACUGUAGUAAUUUUAUAUAUUUAAAAAUGUUUUGAAAUUUUCACCAAAGUGCCUACAAUGCAUUGUUAGUAGUUUUAUAAACAGGAAUAAUGAAAAUAUCAAGCUGUUGUUGUUAUUUACUUAUAUAAUAGUAUAUUGGAAACAUUUUUUAGCACCAAAAAGUGAUCCUGUUGCAAGAAAAUUGAGACUCAGAAGACGAAGAGAUGGGCAAGAGAGUGAGAAAGUGUUGAAGGUGAUUAUUUCAAAUAUAUUAUUUUCUGAAAAAUAUUUUAUCUUCUAAAUGUAAUACUCACUUUGUACAAAAUCAUUUUAGUUGGUGAACUAUUUAAAAAAAAAAAAUUAUAUUGAAGUCCUGUCAUAGAUGAUUGCCUGAAUUAGAAUACUAUUACCAGAAAUGAAUUUGGCUAGAUAUUACAUUUUCACAUACAAUGAUAAUCUGAUAGUAAUUGAAUCGAUAUGUUUUAGUUAAGCUUAUACAUGAUAAUCUGAUAGUAAUUGAAUUGAUAGGUUUCAAUUAAGCUUAUAGGCUACAACAAAAUUUAAUAGUAAUUUAAUCAGCAGAUUGCAAUUAAGCUUAUACAACAAAAAUAUAUCACAGGGGAUGAGAGAUGUUGCUAAGGAUAAAGCGGAAGGGAAGGCGAGUGCUAAAGAUGAUGAACAAAGAGAACCACUGAAGUAAGUAUUAUUUUGAUCUUGGUUUACAUAAACUUUUGAUUAUGUUUUUCCCAUUGAGUUCCAUCCCAUAAUUUUUUUAAUAUCUUUCUCAUUUUUAUACUUUACAUAAAGGCCAAAGAGAUGGGAUGAAAAUCUUCAUCGUCCACAAUUAGACUACAGUGAAAUAUUUGAUGAAGAUGUUGGACAAAUUCCAGGUAAAGUGUGAAAAAAGCGUGUUUUUUUCUUGUAAUACUUAGGCUUCAGUACAAUAAUCAAAAUACUUUCUUAUAGUUUUAGGGUAACAAAAUAAACUAGACAAUCAUUGCCAAAGGGGACUUAACAUGAUUCCUAGAGUCAUCAUUAUUUCCAUACGACUUGCUGUUUUCAUAAAUUUUAUGUUGUAGCUAAAAAAAUGUUUUAAUAAAGUAAACUUAGGUUUGAGCAGAAUAUUUUGUGUCACUUUUAUCAGUAAACAUUUGUCUUUUUUCAGGUAUAGCUUGCUGGGAAAUAGAAAAUUUUCUUCCAAACCAGGUUGAGGAAGGUGAGUGGUUUAUAUGAACAUCGUAAGAAAUUCAUCAUCAAGAUCCUGUAACCAUUUGGGCAUUAAAUUUAAUAUUAGAUUAUAAAAAAGAACUGUAGAUGUCAAAUGUAAAAAAAGAAAAGUUAGAAAAAUGUCACGAUUCUUAUAUUCAUUCUGUUACUUCUUAAUCUGACUUUUUUCUUGCAGGUCUGAUUGGCAAAUUUUAUCAAGCUGAUUGCUACAUAAUUUUAAAGACUUAUAUUGAUGAGUCCAAUAGUCUCAGCUGGAAAAUUUGGUAUUGGAUAGGAAAUGAUGCUACGGUAAUUGAAAUUAGUGAUGUUUUUUAUUUUAUUUUAUAAGUUAGUAAUAGGAUACAGUAAAUAAGUAUUUAUAAUAAAUAGUCUUAUUUCAACAUCUUUGAUACACUGAGAUUUUAUUAGUCUUAUAUCAACAUAUUAGAUACAUUGAGAUUUUAUAAAUGGAAACCUAUGAAAGACAUUUACAUUUUUUCUUUACUUUGCUUUCCUAUUUCAAAUUAGCUAAUUAAUUCAAUACAAUACUUUUUCAGACCUGUUUACUUUAUGAUUGUGACUUACAAUAUACGAUUUUGAGAUGUCUUUUAUGAUUGUAUGCUGAGACCUGUCAGAACUAUGAUUGUUGGAGACUGGUUAAAAAAAUAUAUUCCAGUAGUUUUUACGAUUUAAAAAAAAAAGAAGCUGUUUCGGUUGUUAGUUUUGUCUCCUUACUACACCCGGUUGUGAAUGAACAGAGAAAUAUGAUUGCCUUGGGACCAUUUAUAAUUAUAUUACAUACACACUGUGAAGGGAAAGGGGGUGAUGUUGACUUGGACGUGAAUGGGUGUGUAUCGGAGGGGUAGAAAAAGGUCUCUAAAUAUUUUUAAAGGUUAUAAAAUAACAUCUCAUUUCGUAAUGGUUGUGAUAUUAUUGCCAUGUUUUUUCACAAUGAACUUGCUAGAUACAGCAACAGUAAUAUUUAGCCUUUUGACAAAUUUAGUAAACAUUCGCUUUUGUUUUCUUUGAUGCUCUAUAACAAAAUUUUGUGACAUAAUUAUUUCGUUCUUCUGCUGAAGAGCAGCGAUUGCGAAAAGGGAGAAAACUACAUUUUAAAAAAAAAAAUAAAAAAAAAAAAAAAAAAAAAAAAAAAAAAAAAAAAAAUAAAAAAAAAAAAAAAAAAAAAAAAAAAAAAUAAAAAAAAAAAAAAAAUAUCAUUCUCUACUGCUCUACACAGCAUCAGAUUUUGACAUAUUUUAUAAGAUCUAGUAAGCAACAUUUCUAAUCUAUUUUUAGAAGUCACUAAGCAGCUGUACAAUUUUAAUAUACCAGCACUCUUCCCUUCCCCAAAAACAGAUUUUGUUAGUUAUUAGACUACAAAAUGACAGAAAAUAAAAUCAGUCUACGAGGCGUAAUUUUCCACAAACUUUACAAUUAAGUGUAGAAAGAUGUAAAACUUUAUUUAGGUACUCUGAGGUAUACGCAAAAGUGCAUGCCUGCAUUUUAAAUUUAUUAUAAAAAAUCUGGGAAGUGGGGCUCAGCCUCCUGCUCCAAUCCCACCUCUUUUGUUUGGGUGACUUUGAAAAGCAUCCUCAAUUUCUGCACCACAUCUUCAUAUAUAAAAUUGGCAAAUGACAGGCACCUUCUUAUUUUCAAUGAUGCACUGUAUAUAAAUAUUUAAACGUCGGUCAUCUAUUUUAACUAUAAUGACAGGAUAUCAUAUGAUUAGGAGAUGUAAAGUACUAUUCUGAGACUGUAUUGUGCUAUUUUGGGAGCUCCAGUGUAACUAUUUCUGCAUUUUUAAAAAGUCUUAGAUAAAAUUUGAAUAUUAUUAUUAACAAGAGACAUUUUCUUCUUUCAGCUUGAUAAAAAAGCUUGUUCAGCUAUCCAUGCUGUCAAUCUGCGUAACCUGUUAGGGGCUGACUGUAGAACCAUUCGACAAGAGCAAAAUGAUGAAGAUGAUGAUUUUUUGGACUUGUUUGAAAAUGGCAUUUCAGUUAUUGAAGGAGGACGUACUUCUAGUGGCUUUUACACAGUCGAAGAUGCUGUGAGGAGUGAAAUAUUUGUGUUAAUUGUUUUUAAUUAAUGGCUACAACAUUAAAACACACAUAUUUUCAAGUGCAUAUUUUUAUCUGGUUGAUAGAUUGUUAAGCAAUACAUGCUCUGCGUCCUUCAUUGAUUUAUUAUUCAUCAGUGCUAAUCUUAUUGUUAUUAGGUUUUAUCAAUCCAUAUGUAUAUUACACAUGAUUGAGAUCAUUCAUACUUUGCUUUUGAUUUGCAUCUAAAUAUAUCUCUUUAAAACUAAACAUCCACAUAUUUAUGUUCACUGCAUAAUGCAUUGAGAAAGUAAUAAAUGGCAACACAAAACUUACUCAGAAAUUAAAGACAUAAUCAUUUUUUUUAAAACUGUUUUUGCUAAUAGGAUCCUGAAGUAAGACUUUACAGAGCCACGGGGACCCUGUCAGUGCACAUGGAGAGGGUGAGUUAAUCUUUUAAUUUAUACAUUAAGAAAACUCUGCAAAUAUUAACUCGGGUGAAAUCUACUUAACUCCAUGUUUGUGAAUAACAUAGAUUAGACACCAUGUUUUGUCUUUAUCAUAUUAAUGUUGUAUAAUCACGUGGAAAUUGUUUUUUUUUUUUAAUAAAAAAUUGAGGGAAUACUUAUUAUCUCCACAGUGUCCUCUUUUGCUUGAUAUAUUAGACCCAAGGCAUGUGUUUUUAUUGGAUGCUGGUCAAAAGCUGUUUAUAUGGAAUGGCAACAAGUCUAAUUUGGUCACAAGAACAAAAUCAAGGUUUGUUAUUAAUUCUUUGUUUUAUUUUUAUAUCUUGUUAUCUGCUAAUAUCUGGUUAUCAUGAGUAAAAAAAAAUCUGUCACUAAAUAUACACUAUUUUCAAAAAUACAUGACAAAGAAUAAUCACUCCCGCAUUGUACUUAUUGAUUUUAACACACUGGUAUGCUUUUCUAAUAUUUCUAAGUUCUCUUGAUUCUUAUAUAUUCCCCAAUAUGUCAUUCAGCAGGUGAGAAAAUUUAGCAUAUGAUUAAGAUUUGGCCAUUUUGGCAUAAGUGCUUAAAAGACGUACCCACCUUAGAAAAGAUACAUUUUUCAUUUCUAGAAAACUGUAAUUUACAUGACUAUCAACUUUUGCAGACUUAUAGCAGAAAAAAUAAAUAAAAAUGAAAGAAAAGGCAAGGCUGAAAUUAUACAGUUCGCACAAGGCAAAGAAACAUCAGAUUUCUGGAGAUCCAUUGGUGGACCUCCUGAUAGUUUUGAAGUCAAGGUAUUCAAACUUUAACUCAUGCUUGAUUUGUUGUUGACAUAUGCUGUAGAAUUAGGAAGACAUACAUGUUUUAUUAAAAUGUUUGUAAACUUUUCUCAUUUACCAUUUUAAUUUUGCAUAUGCAGAAUUCUUCACUAUCGGACAUUCCCAUAGCAAAUCCAAGACUAUAUAGAGUAGGACUUGGUAAAGGAUAUUUGGAGCUUCCUCAGGGUAAGCUAACGUCUUAAACUUAAACACUAAAAGUAUUAUUUUAUAUCUAGAUGUUAAGAAAGCAAAACAUCCCAGGUAGAAAAUAAUAAUUUUUUUUAUAUACUGGAUAUUAAAAUUAAUAAAAGAUUAUGAAAUUUAUAUUGAAGUAAGUUAUGUAAAUUAUUCAUUAAAAAAUUCAAGUAUAGUAAGUUUUAUAUGUAAAUGAAUUCCAUUUAAUAUUUCUAUGCAUUUUAUCUAUUUGUUUUAGUUCACAUCCCUAAAAAUCGACUAGUCAACACUUUGCUAGAUACUAAAUGUGUUUAUGUUCUAGACUGUAUCACUGAUGUCUUUGUAUGGUAAGUAAAUUACUAUCCUUUAUUGUUACCAGUCAUAAUUUUCUUUUAUAUGAAAACUAUUCAUUCAUCAGCUAUGUUAUUUUUAUUAGAUAGAAAGUACCAUGAUGGUUGGAUAUCCGGAUGCACAGUUUAAUUGGCAGAUGAUUGGUUAUGGCUGCUCUGCAGAUUUAUUCAUUAGUAAUUAAUUUCAUUUUGCUGUGCAUAGUGCAGAAGACAGAGACAAAUGGAGGAGGAUAGUUCACACGUCAUCUAUGACAUCUCAACGGUCCAAGGACUACGGGACAAGAUGAUGAUGAAUUGCAAUUUACAAAAAAUUAGUUAGCUAAUCAGCUUUUUUUUAUCAGAAAAUGCUAUCAAGAUGUUGUCUUAAAAUAUAGAAUAUUCUAUUAAAAUAUGUUAUCUAUAAAUAUAGAAGCAAAAAAUACAGAUCCGCACAAAAAACUCAGUAAUUGGUCGAUUUUCAUUAUUUAAAAGGCUCAAUAAAAUUCAACUAUUCCCCUAACGAAUAACAUUUUGCCUGAGACUGUGGUGAAAGGUUAUAUCCUCACAAACAGUAUGGGGGCAAGGAGGUGGCAAAUAACAUUCCAUUUUUUUCGGAUGAUGAAAAUUUUUUAUAUUGGCAUAUACAAACAGGAUACCAAUUGUUUUAUUCAAAAUGUCCUCACCCCUGAUGUAAAUGAUUUUUUAAAAAAAAAUAUAUGAAGGGACAGUCAUUGUUUAUGCAUAAUUUGUGUUCUACCCUGGUAGCCGUAUGGAUACUAAUUCUUCUACGUCAACUAGUGGAUUGUCACUUUGAUAUGGAUUAUGUCAGUCUUUUUAGUUAGCAAUACACUCGACAAUGGGAAAUUCUGGCAUGAAUGCUAUGUUGGUACAUGUGACAGAAAUGGUCCCUCCUUACUAUAUACAACAUCAAUUUUUUUUUUCUUCCUCCAAGACCCCAUUAUAUCAAGUCAUCAGUAAAAGAAAAAUGAACAAAAUUAACUUCAACUUAUUUUUUAUGAUAAAUUUAAGAUGAUUAAAUCUAAAAAAAAAUUGUAUCUAUCCAUUUAGGUGUGUUUAAAUAUUUCCAAAGAUAAUAGUAUUAUUAAAAUCUCUACUUUAAGGAUUGGGAAAAAAUCAACAAGGCUGGUAAGAGCAGCAGCCUUAAAACUGGCUCAGGAACUUCAUGACAUGAUUGACAGACCUGAAUUUGUCACCAUCUAUCGAUGCCUUGAAGGGUAAGGGUGUGUACUAAAUGUAUGGUUAUCUUUAUGUAUUCAUGGUCUCAAUGUUGAGAGAUAUUUUCAGUACUGUCUUUUUUUUACAUGCGAUUCACAAAAUCAUGAACUCAAUAUUUCAUGAUUUCGCUAAUUUUGUAGGACAGAGCCACAGAUCUUCAAGACUAAAUUUGUAGGCUGGGAUGAUGUUUUACCAGUAGACUACACACGAUCUGUUGAAUCUAUUGCAAGGCGUGGAGCAGAUAUAAAGGUAUGUGGGUUAAAUUGAUAUUUGUUACUUUAUCUUUGCCCAAAAUAUCCUUUAAUUAAAUCUUAAGUCUACAUUUCAUACUUGCCAAAGAGCUCUCAUAGAUGAAAGAAGAAAAAACUAUUUUAUUGACAGGUUAUCAUGGAAAAGGACAAGAUGCAGACUGAUUUAUCAGCCCUUUUUAUGCCAAGACAGCCAACAAUGACAGAAGAAGAAGCUGUAAGAACCUUUAGUAAAUGAAUUGUAUUUUUAGGAGAGAUUAUUAACCUUUUAAAGAGAGUAUUAAAAAUAAUUAUUCUAAUUAUAUAUUUACCAUGCAAAUAUUUUAUUCUAAUUAUAUAUUUACCAUGCAAAUAUUUUUUUCUAACUUUUUAUUUAUUCAGCUUUAACUUUAGAAUUUAUAAAAGAUAUUGCCAGAACACAGCUAACUUUCCUUAUGAUCAAUUUUAUUUUCUGGAAAUUUCAGGAGACACUGUCAGCAGACUGGAAUGAUGACCUGGAUGGAAUGGAAUCUUUUGUUUUGGAGGGCAAAAAAUUUGUUCGUCUCCCAGAUGAAGAAUUGGGUAAAAAAUAUUUAAAUCCUUUUUAUAUUUUUCUAUUCCUGAUUUGAGCUUGAAUUUUUAGAUAAGAGAAGAUGAGAACCAUUUUUGUUAAAAAAUAUGGAAAUUUAUUGUGAUCACAUUAUAACUUGUAGAAUUUUAAAAAUAUCAUUCAACUUCAUUAAAUGAUGCUUUUGAUAUAUUACAAGAAGUUUUGUUUCUCACCUAACAGGUGUUUUCCAUGCAGAAGACUGCUAUGUGUUCUUAUGCAGAUACUGGGUGCCUGUUGAUUUACCUGAGGGAGAAGAAGACAUUGAUGAGGAUGACUUACCUGAAGAUGAGUUCAAGUGCAUUGUUUAUUUCUGGCAAGGAAGAAAUGCUUCCAACAUGGGCUGGUUAACUUUUACAUUCAGGUAUAUAGAAACAAAUUAGAUUUAAAAUGGCCUUGCAUAGUAUCAAUCAACUCAAACUGUGAUGUACCUGUGUAAUCUAAUCUUUUUCAUUAAAUAUGUUUUAAAAAAUGAGCUUGAAUGAACAAGCUCAAAAUGUUGGAACAAUAGAUACAUAAAAUAAUAUAAAAUAAAUAUAGAUAUUUUAAUAUACCAACAUAGAAGAUGCAUUUAUUCUAUAUAGCAACAUAGAAUGUAUAGAUAUUUUGAUAUAGCAACAUAGAAUAUGCAUUUAUUCAAUAUAGCAACAUAGAAUAUAUAGAUAUUUUAAUUUAGCAACAUAGAAUAUGCAGAUAUUAAAUAGAGCAACAUAGAAUAUAUAGAUAUUUUAAUAUAUCAACAAAGAGUAUGUAGAUAUUUUAAUAAAGCAACAUAGAAUGUAAUUUCAGUGCUUUCGAACCUUUUUGACUCAGUGGGCAAAUUUUUUUUCUUUGUGGUGCUGAGGGCUGCGCAUGACAUUCCAAAAUAAUUUUUUUUAAAAACGUUUUAGAGCAGGCCUGCACAACAUGUGGCCCGUGACGUAACGAAAUAUUCUUUACUCUUAUUAUUUUCUUAAAAGCUUUCCCCCCUGUCCUAUUUUCUUUGGCCCGCACAACACCUGUCCUAUUUUCUUUUGGCCUGCACUUGUUUUUUUUUAUAAAGUAUUACGGCCCGCUUUACAUUUUUAGUUGUGCAUGCCUGUUUUAGAGAAUUGUUCAGUUUGUUAAUACUUCUUACAUUAUGAUUAAAGAAUCAUGGUUGCCAGAAAUUUGAUCGAAGAAAUUUCAUCGGCGGUAAAUUGAUCGACGGAAAUUUGAUUGAACGGAAAUUUGGUAGAAUCUUUUUUUUCAGUUGACACAUUGAAAUUUUCGUCAAAUUUCUUUUUGAACGCACUAUACUAUAUAGUAAAACAUAAAUAAUGUGUUCAAAAAGAAAAUUGAAGCAAAAUCUUAACGUAAAAACUAAAAAAAGAUUCGACCAAAUUACUGUUCUAUCAAAUCACCGUCGAUCACUUUACCGUCGACGAAAUUUCUUUCGAUCAAAUUUCCGGAUACGAAGAUUCAUAUAUCUGGAAGCAGUAUCAUCCAUAUAAUAAAUAACACAAAUAAAAACUGUAGCACAUCCUUUUAUGCCAUAUUUGCCGUUCACUUGUACUUGCAAUCUUAAUUAAUUAGUGGUUGUUAUUCAGUAACUGCUGCCCUUAUUAGGUUUCCUAAAUGUUUGUCAGUCAAAGCAUUUCUUUUUUUGGACUUGAUGUUGAUCAUUACAGAGAAUCCAGCAUCACAGAUGUAGAUGGUUCCAAACUUUGUCAAUAUCUUUUUACAACAUUUCAAUAUUUGUGGAAAUUCAUCCGAAGAAACAUAGGUCAUCCAGAAUUUAGUUGGCAAUGCAUUAUGUUUGUCAUGAAGAGCCAUGUCAGGCUGCAUCUUGAUGAGUUCAAGCUGCACCUUCAUCUGCUCCUAAUAAUGUCAUCUUUGUAGCUACAACUGAGAUUUCACACAUAAAGAGAUUGUCAACAAAAAGUAAAACAGGAAUAAGACUCUGAAUAUCUUUAAAAUGAUAGUUGAAUCGCUCACUUAUGACCAGCUAUGAAAGUUGUUGUGCAGCCUUUGCAAGGGCUGGGAAGUGAGUAAAAUUUGUCUGAUUCGAUUGGCUGAUGAAUAAUUUUAGAUAAGAUUCAAAAACACUAAUAUCUUUCAUAGCUUUGAUAAGAUUAAAAAAAGCUCUGCAAUUUCAGAUUUAAUUUAUUAAGGUGAUCUGUAAUUUCAGUUAGAAAUGCUAGCCUUACAAUAAACUCAACUUUAACAAAUUGCCCCUUGCUUUUGACCUGGGAAACAGUUUCACUUCUUUAAUUACAUAUCAGAAUCUUGCCAGCACUUUCCCUUUGCUCAGCCAACAAACAUCAUUAUGAAUACAAAAGUCCCCAAAAUUUCGUUCAUAUUCUUCUAACAAAGUCUUUAAUUGCCAGUGAUUUAAUGGAUUAGCUAAAAGGAAAUGAAAAAUUUUCACUAGACUUUCCAUAACAUUUUGCAGUGUAUUAUCUUUUAGCUUUGAGCAAAGAGAUCUCUGGUGAAAUAUUCAAAAUAAUGUCUGGAAAAUCAUUGUCAGCUAUCAACAAACCAAUCAGGCCAACUCUCCUUCCCACCAUUGCUGAAGCACCAUCUGUUGUAACCGAAAUAAUCUUCUUCAAAUCAAUACUAUUCUUUAAUAGAAAUUCCUUCAGUGCCCUAUACUUAUAUUUUAUUAUUAUAUUUAUUAUAUAUAUUAUUAUUUUAUUAUAUAUUAUUAUAUUACGGGUUGUAUUUUUCAAUAGAAAUAGUGGCAAUAAUUCAUCUUUAAAUCCAUGUUCCAUGUCAAAUAUCACCCAAACCAUAAGUUGGACUAUGUCAGUGAUAUCUCAUAUAUCAUCAAAUGCAAGACUGAAACCGGUAGAAUUUUUUAAUCCUUUAUAUUAACUUCGCUUUUGUUUGUGGUUAACUCGCUGGCUUACUGCAUGGCAAAAUUUUGGACAGCUAAUUGGCCCACUUCCUUUCAAGUUAUUGAGCUGAAACUUGGCACAUAGACUUGUUGCAGAUGACAACACAUUCUCUCAAAUUUUUCAGCCCCCCCCCCCCCAAUCAGUUUUUCCUGUUUUUCAAAGGGAAGAUUUUGGACAGCUAAUUGGCCCACUUCCUUUCAAGUUAUUGAGCUGAAACUUGGCACAUAGACUUGUUGCAGAUGACAACACAUUCUCUCAAAUUUUUCAGCCCCCACCCCCCCCCAAUCAGUUUUUCCUGUUUUUCAAAGGGAAGAUAAAAUAAAAUUCCUGGACUGCCCUAAAUGAGAUUCUUUUUUUAAAAAAUCUAGUAAGUGCUUUAGGUACAUAAUAUUUUUUAAAAUUUUUCUAAAACUGUUGGUGAAAUAAAUUAAUCAGCAGUUUAAAAGUGGGCGAGUCAUUUAAAUAUUAAUAUAGUUCAGUGACAUGAAAAAAAAUGUGGGAUUGUGAUCCUUAAGGGGUGAGCACUAACUGAGAUUCUUAUAAAGUGCAUUACUUGUAUGAUUGUUUUGUCUAAUUUUCAACCCCCCCCCCCUUUGCUUGAUGUUAGAUUUUAUAUUUAUAAAGGAUUUAUAUAAAAAGCAAUGUUAGUAGGGGUUUUUAAUUCAAAUCAUGAAGCAACUGCUGAAAUACAACCCUGGACAUACUUUCAACACAUCUUGUAAGUCUGGUGAGAAAACUGAAGAUUUCAUAUUUGUUUUUUUUUUAAUUUCUUCGUUUUAAAAAAAAUUUCAGCAAAUAAAGAAUAUACACAUUCUUGAAAACAAAGUUUAACAGUCUCACCAUCUGAAUAGGAUUUUUUCUUCUUAGCUAAUAACAGAUAAUAUUAAAAGAUGCUUCAGUAGCGAAGUUUCUUGAGCUCAAAAUCUGAUGAAAGACUGGCCAUUCAGAUUCUUUUUUAAAGAAACAACUGUCUUCUCUUAACUUUGUUCCAAUUGGAUAAUCUUUCUCAAAAUCUGCAUGCAUUGACUUGGGGUGUCUCUGCAGACUGGCCUUUUUCAUAACAGAAAUAGAAGUCUGGCAUAUCAAACACACUGUCAAAAACUCCAGUUCCCAUGAAGCGUUAAAAGUUCGGUUCUCUUCUAAAACGUUAGUUUUUUUACUGUCAUUUUUGCUUUAUAAUUUUAGAAAUAAAAAUGCUUUCAAAAAUCGUUCCUACCAUCUCUCAGAAUUUCUCCCUUACUGAAUUGCACUUAACUACCAACACAGCUUUUAUCCCGCUUUCUACUCCUGGAAAGGAUCAUACUCUGAUUACUGAAUGCCAGGUAGUAGAUUGAUUUCGUCUAAAAAUACAGGAUGGACCAACUGCCCCCACAUAGCAGACUGCCUAUUUAGUUUCAACUUGUUAACAUUCCACUCCAGUCAUUUGUGAUUACUCCUGUCUUAUCAUUAUCAUCCUAUAAAGCACAGUUGUGCUGCUCACCUAUGUAGUUCAUCUAAACCUGUCCCGUUGGUGGGCAUGGAAUUUUUGCGAUGACUAGCUAGCUACUCAUCAAGUUACGACAUUUCAAGAUCCCCAAUUCAUCUGUCCCAACAGUGUUACCCUUACCCUAACCCUCACUCUAACCUGACCCUCACCCCACUCUCAUCCACACUGGGCUGGUUGAAGUAGCAAAAAGGAGAAGCAGUUAGUAUCCGAUUUCAUGUCACCUAAUGUUCCCACAUUGUUGAUCUGCUGUCAUGCUUAAAAUAAAUGUCAAGCCAUCACACUCCUUUUGCCACACCCCUUUAUUUUUGGGAUGCCACAAUUUCUCCUUUGCUCUUACGCAAUUUCCCAACAGUACUGAAUCACUGAAUGUUGUUUGAUUUUAUUUUCUAUACAACAUGUUUAUUUUUAUACAAAUGGUUAAAAAAGUCUCAAGUUCUGGCCAUUUUAAACUAGUCCGCGGGUUGGACAGCACUGUGUUAUUUAGUUUUCCACAUUUAGGUGUUCAACUAUUUUAUCUGAGGAAGAAGCAACUAUCAGAUAAUUUCCAACAUACUGAUGUACUAUUAAUUUUGCUUGUAAUGGUAAUGAAAAAAAAAAUCUUGUAUAUGUUUUAUCAAAGUACCAUUACCUUACAUAAUAAAAUUUACUAAUAAUAACUUUUGAUUCUGUGUAGUCUUCAAAAGAAAUUUCAAACACUCUUUGGGGACAAACUAGAAGUUGUGAGGCAGUUCCAGCAACAAGAGAAUCUCAAAUUCCUUUCUCACUUUAAAAGAAAAUUUAUCAUUAAGUUGGGAAAACGUCCAGCUGGAAGACCUGCUGAUUCUGCAAAGGUGAAACCUGGCACAGAAUUUUUCCAACUUAGGGCUAAUGGAAGCCCAAUAGCGACCAGGUGCAUACAGGUCUGUUUUCCUCAUAGCUUGUUCAAAAGUUUUAAAAACAAAUAAUGAGAAGGGACAAAAUAUUCAAAUUUUAAUGAAACAUCCCAAAAUUUACUUUAAAUUCAAAUUUUAGAAUUUACAAAAAAAAAAUUAAAUUUUCUUUUUGACAGUUGGAGAAACCUGAUGCAACAUGGCUAAGUCCACGUUUCUGGUAAGUACAUGCAAAGCUAAGAUAAAUUUUUAAAAAUUUUAUCAUUAGCUAUCAAUACUGUGAAAUACUGUGAAAUUUUUUUUUACUUAAAAGUUAAUUAUUCCUAUCCUUUAAAAAAAAUAUGUUAUUGAUUCAAUUUGAUGUUUAAAAAAGUUAAUUUAAGAAAAUUGUAUUUCAGUUUUAUUCUAAUGGUACCAUUUGAUAGUGAUGAACUUAAGGGAAUUGUAUAUGUCUGGGUUGGUAAGAAAGCAGAUCACAAAGAGGCCCAAAUAGCUGAGGAUAUUGCCUAUACAAUGUACAAGGUGAGGAUAAUCUGUAUUUUAAGUUAAAUACAGUUUCAAUAGAAGUAUGACAAAAUUAUAAGCUUACAUCUUUUAAUCUAGAGAAAUGUUAUAUUUAAUGAUAAAAAUUGGUGAUGAAACUGUUCAUUAAUAAUUUUUCAAGGAUGGCUUCACAAUUCAAAUGAUUAAUGAAGGAGAGGAGCCUGAGAACUUCUUCUGGGUCGGUAUAGGUGGGAGAAAGGCAUAUGAUGAGGUAAGAUUAUUUUUUAUUUUCCUUUAUUCUAAAAACUGGUGUUUACCUUUUUUGGUCAUGGCACACUCUUUAGUGUUCUAGUAGCACAUCUACCUGAUUGCAGAGGCAUGCUGAGGGCAUUUGGUGCCCUUGGCAAGAACUGAAUUUGUGCUCAUAUCAAGCUUGAGAAAUCUAUUUUUAUAUAAUUAAGAUUUUGUACAAAAAAUCAGAUCAAAUUUCAUUAGAAUAUGAAUAGAGAUAAUAUUUUUAUUCCUUUAAACUAAAAAUUAUGCUUUGCUAAAAAGUAUUUCCAAAAUUUCUGUUAGGCUUGCCCAUUUUGCGUUCCUUUCAAGCGCUUUGUUGUACUAUGCCUUGGUAUGCCUCUGGUCAGAAGUGUAUCUAUCCAGCACUGUGGUUCCCAUUCAGACUCCAUUUCAGACAAGACCCACUUAUUGGCGAAUCGACCCCCAUGAAAAACAUUAUAUUUAUUUUUAAACGGAACAUCUUCCAUGCGUCAUUUACCUGUUAAUAUUUUGAUAUACGACUUAUUAAUUUUUAAAAAUUAAUUUAAUUCUCAAAUAAAGUGCCUAAAGGGCUCCCGUAGAUAACCAGCCCAUUGCAGGGGGCCAGAAAAUUUUUGUAAUUUGCAUGAGCCAUUGCUCAAUUUUGGGGCUACUUUUAAGACUUUGUAAUGCAUAAUUAGGGAGCCUGUUAAAAUGCCUUUUAAAGUGAAAUUUACAGGAUAGAAAAAACGAAGUGUGUAUACGGUAAAAGUGUGUAAUUAGUGCAGUGUAAACUGCAUGUGUGUUGUGAAUGAGUGUUGUGAAUAAUUAUUGAAUUAAAUAAUGAUAUUAGGAGGCUAUUAUUGCAAAUUCCAGAGAUAGGCUUUUCUGGCCAAAGAAUCUUAAAUCUUCAGCAUAUAAAUCAGUUUCUGGAUUGAAAACAGCACACGAUUAUUAAAAAAUGAUCUCACCAUAGUAUUUCCUAAGUUUAAAAAAGUUAAAACUUCUGAGUACAUUAACAAACAAGAAAAAAUUUAAAAUAUGGUUUCUUAUAUUUAAUUUCAUAAGUUGCUUUAAGUAAUAAAUUAUUAUUUUAAUUCAUUUUCAUAUCAAAUUAAAUUAGCAGGUUAACAAUAAAUCUUUAAUAACAAAUCAUGACACUCUUUUGUUACUUUUUGUUUCACUGGUCUCAUUUGUAUUGUCUAUCAUGUCCUGAAGGACUUGCAGUAUGUUUUCAAGGUGCUUAUUGACAGGAUAUAUCGCAUCUGUCCCUGCUCUCCACUUAGUUUUAGACUAUUACUUUACAAUCACGGGGGUGGCAUUUUUAGGUCUCAGUAAAUUCUGGCGUACAGUGAAUGCCAUGAGGUGGAUAAAUUCAUUCUGCACAUCAGGGGAGAGAUAUGGUGUGAAUCUCAUGGUCUUCACGAGAGGGUUAAAAACAGCCAGUAGUUUCAAUUAGCCAAGAAAAUGUCCCACAUUGGAGCCAUGAUCAUCUUGCUGAAGUGAUUCUCUGUGUCCAUGCAAAGCUAGAUUUUGAGUUGCAAGUAAUUAAUAUCACACCACUUCUGGCUUACUUGACACACCCAAGGUACACCACUGCCUGAUUUUUAUCUGACACCUGGCAUAAGUUGUCCUCACAGUGCUGCCUACAAGCAUGGCAGGAGGCAUCAUUAUAAACUUUUUGGGAAGAGGGUUUUGCCGCGGGCGCGACAUUUACUUGUCAUUGCCCUGCUUACAUGACUUGAUUAAACAUUGUUAAAAUAAUGAUGAUAAACUAUACAGUUAAUACAGUUAGUUAUGUGGAGUGAAAACCUUUGAUAAUCAAAUGGCAAUAACAUUUUCCAGAUAUCAAACUAAACACAAAGACAAACUUGUCUGUCUCUGUAUUUUUGCUGUCAACCUCUUUUUGGCCCAAAAGUCCAAUUUUUUGUAAUGUCCUUCAGGUUUUCCCUUUACCCUGCUUUAAGUUUCUCUUCUGCUUUUUUCCCACAGGAUUAUUCCUUUAUGCACUAUGCUCGAUUGUUCAGAUGUUCCAAUGAAAAAGGCUAUUUUACUGUUUCGGAAAAAUGUGCAGAUUUUUGCCAGGUACCAGUUUAACCAUUAUCCUUUAUAACUUAAAACCAGGGGAUGUGCUAUUUAUUACAUUUUUUUUUAUUUGAAAAGAAAAUAUAUUUUUACAUUAUAAAUAGAAUGCCUUAUAAAUUAAACAAAGUUACAAUUAACACUUGCAAUCUCAUUUUGAUUUAAUUUUUAUUGGUUAUAUUAUUUCAUAGGACCUCAAAAUAAUCACAGGGACCAAGCAGUUUCUACUUCAAUGUCUGUGGCUCACAUUAAAAAUAUAUAUCACACAUAUUUGAUAAUAACCUCAAGUUAAAGACAUACUGUCAAAUAAUAAUUAAAGAAAAUUUUGAGUUGCCUUUAAAAUUCAUAAAUGCACAUUUGAAUAUCCAGGAUGACCUUGCUGAUGAUGAUGUCAUGAUUUUGGAUAAUGGGGAGCAAGUAUACUUGUGGGUGGGCAAGAAAACUAGUGAUGUUGAAAUUAAACUAGCUUUUAAGAGUGCUCAGGUCAGUAUGAGUUUUACCUAUCAACUUAUCUUUAAAAUAAUGAAUUUCUUAUUUGUAGAUUCAUUUUUAUGUGCAUCCUUUCUUCCCAUUAAGUGGUUUAAAAUUAACUAAUUUUGCUUAAUUACUUUAUUUGGCUCACACCCACCCCUUUUUUUAUGGGGUGAAAAUAAAAAAUUACUUAAUUGCCUAAUGUCAGGCUAAAAUUUUAAAUACUGUCUUUUUGUUUUGGGAGACUAAUGCUUUUUCAUAUUUCUAAUUUAUUUUUAGUUUACUGAUAAUUCUGCUGAGUUAAUAUAUAAUGCUAAAGAACUUCUACGACUUAUCUUAAAUAUUCACUAAUUUGUUUAAUUUGAUCUAUUUUAAAAACAUAUUUUUAUGGACAGUACCGCACCUUUAGAAAAAUGUUGAUUAAUUUAAUCUCUUUAUGUCAAAAGGUUUACAUCCAACAUCUUCGGAAUAAGCAACCUGAUAAACCAAGGAAGCUCUUGCUUGCUAUGAAGUACAAAGAAAACAAAAAGUUUAUCAAGUGCUUCCAUGGGUGGGGCAAACACAAAGAGGUCAAGGAUUUCAAAGCAUUGUUGCCUACUAUUUAUUAAUGAACUUAUAUAACCACAUUUACCUUAACUAAUUCUUCAACCAUCAAAGAAAAAAUGCCAUAACUGGAACAAAGUUUCAUUUAAAAUGUUUAUAAGACUUUGAUUACUUUUGCCCCAAGUUGUGUUCCCCAUUUUUUGCAAUGAAAAGAUAAUUUGCAGUGUGUAAACAUUUUGUAUUUUUCAUCUAAUGUAACAUGCAGGGAAUAUCAACCACUGAACCCUUGUAAAAAUAAAAUGCUGUUUUUUUUUUCUAUUAAAAUUAUUUUAGACAAGAUAGUUAUUUGUUUUACUUUAAAGCUUUCUGUUCACACUAUAGUCUUUUAAAAACUAGAAGAUACUGAAUGUUCAGGAAUUAUUUUGAUUUUUCACUGGCAAUAAAAGAACAUGUUAUUUUAAAAUAUUCUUCUCAACUGUGAUAGGCAGUGCAGUCUGCUGGACUCUUUAGUUUUCUGUUGAUACUUUUACUAUAAUUGUAUAUAAAUAUUUGUAUUAACUCAUCCCUAGCUUAUGUGGUGCAUUUUAUGGUGCUAACUGUAUUUCUUAAAAUGUUGCUUUUUGUGAUAUGCAUUCAAGGAAUGAGACAUUUAAAGUUUAUCAAAACAUUGUCCAAAGUUAAUUUCAUCAAGCUUUGUCUAAUUUUUAUUAUUGAUUGUAAUAAGUAAUAAGUUAACAAAAUUAUUUAUACAGAUUGUUUACAACAAUGAAAUGUUUUUUGACUCCUGCAUUUCAUUUCUAAUUAUGCUAUUGCUUAACAGAAUAAACAAAAAGAAAUGCUCUUGGUAGUUUUAAAUAAGAUAUCUUUUUAUGGAGUGCAAGCAGAUGUUUGUAAAAAUCAUGACGUGCCUCAUAUUGUAUACUUUUUUUUUUUAAUCAGCACUACAAAAUAAUUAAAGACGUGCAUAGAGUUUAAAAGCAAUAAAAUUUGUUUAUUCAUUUGCUAACUAAAAUAAGUUUUUUAGUAUUAUCAUUUAAUUUAAUAAAAUCAUAAGAUAAUUUGUUUCUUUAAAAUUAUGAUUACUGUGUUUCGGUUUUAAAAUCAAUUAAUACACUUACUGAAACAAUUAACAUUCUUAAUCAUUAAGAAACAUUGACUAGUUCACUACAUAUCAAGUUAAUUCAAAUGGAGUGAAUUGAAGUUAAUAAAAACAAUGUAUUUCCUAUAAUAUUUUGUUUUUUUAUUUUAUACACAUUACUAAAUUACAAAAAAUUAUAC
This is a messenger RNA of Lymnaea stagnalis (great pond snail), 27685 nucleotides long. The record is from the annotation of a GenBank genome assembly. Lineage: Eukaryota; Metazoa; Mollusca; Gastropoda; Lymnaeidae.